Messenger RNA from Xenopus laevis (African clawed frog), 1919 nucleotides. It is a transcript of the gene pex12.S, whose product is annotated as peroxisomal biogenesis factor 12 S homeolog. The coding region runs from base 248 to 1309 and encodes 353 amino acids. Gene Ontology annotation, biological process: protein ubiquitination; protein import into peroxisome matrix; peroxisome organization. The transcript has 4 exons. Gene Ontology annotation, molecular function: zinc ion binding; ubiquitin-protein transferase activity. Gene Ontology annotation, cellular component: peroxisomal importomer complex; peroxisomal membrane. NCBI's taxonomy places the organism in Eukaryota, Metazoa, Chordata, Amphibia, Anura, Pipidae. The record is from RefSeq and is a predicted model, not a curated record.
GAUUCCCUGCUGUCACUUUGCGUUCCAGGUUGUGAAAUUGCGAAGUAGUGAAUGCGAUGUCGUGAUUGGUGUUGCGGGGCUUGCAUUGCUUGUAGUCUGAUCAACUCGACGAGUUCGGAGGAGACUGAGGACUGGGCAGAAACUCUGAAACAACAUGUCUCCUUGGAUUAAACAGGAACAUUGUGGAAAAGGUUAAAGUUGCAACCAGCAAACGUUUAAACUUUGCCAGUGUAAUUAAACCUCCGAAAUGGCAGAGCGGGGGGCCCACAUUACCACCACUUCAGCGUCUGAUGACCGGCCCAGUAUUUUUGAGGUGGUGGCUCAGGAGAGCUUGAUGGCAGCUGCCAGACCUGCUUUGCACCAUAUUGUGAAGGUCCUUGCUGAGUCUAAUCCUUCUCGCUAUGGCACUUUGUGGAGGUGGUUUGAUGAACUUUAUACCUUGCUGGAUUGGCUUCUGCAGCAGCAUUACUUGUCCUGGGCCAGUGCCUCUUUCUCUGAGAACUUCUAUGGACUAAAACGCAUAACACUGGGGAAGGAAGUAGGGCAAAGAAACUUGCCAAGGAAAGAGUACUGGAAGUCCCUGUUGCUGCUUGUGCUUAUACCUUAUUUGCGGGUUAAACUAGAGAAAAUAGUGAACAGGUUACGAGAGGAGCAGGAUUAUUCCAUACAAAAUCCAACCUCUUUUCACAAAAGAUGCUACAAAGCUAUACUGGCAUCCUACCCCUUUGUGAAGCUAGGCUGGGAAGCUUGGUUUCUCUUUUACCAGUUGAGGUAUAUUCUCUGGAAUGGAAAGAAUCACUCUCCACUGCUCAGGUUAGCGGGGGUGCAGCUAACUCGAUUAACUAUGGAAGACCUGCAUGCCAUGGAGAAACAAGAAGAGAUGACAAACACUUUAUCUAAUGCAGUGAGCCUCAGCCAGCGCAUAAGGAGUAUCCUGAAGAAAGCUCUUGGUGCCGUUGCCCUGUCCGUUUCCUCCAGCUUAUCACUUGGCGUUUUUUUCUUACAGUUUCUAGAUUGGUGGUAUUCAGCAGAAAAUCAGGAGACCCUAAAAUCCUUGAAUAACUUGCCUGUGCCUCCUCCCCCAAUCCAUUUUGAACUAGAAACUUAUUCUCCACUGCUACCCAAGUUAAAGACAGUGUGCCCCCUUUGCAGAAAGGUGCGGGUAAAUGAUACAGCUCUAGGCACAUCUGGCUAUGUCUUCUGUUAUCGCUGUGCAUAUUACUACGUGAAGACUCACCAACGAUGUCCUGUGAGCGGUUACCCUACAGAGCUUCAGCAUCUCAUCAAACUGUAUACACCUGAUGGUUAAACUCUAACCAAACUCUUCGCUAAUUCCCAUUUGCUAAGUUUACAUCUGAUGGUGCAGAGGUAACACCAGGACACACAUCUGUCCUAGAAAGGUAGAAAUGAAACCUGCAAUGUGUGUACCUAAAACCGCUUAGAAAUGUAGACUUGAGCCGUUUGAUUUGCAUGAAUAAGCAUUAAGUUAAAUGUGGCCUAAACCAGAAUUUAAAAUGAAUGUAAAUGUAGAGUUCUCCUCUGCAGUUUGAAAGUUAUUUUUAUAAUUAUUGAUUUGGAAUUAAUAUUGGAAGUUUUAGACUGCUAUUAACAGGCUAAGCUGACUCUAAACCACCAACAUAGUCUGUUAAAAAAAAGACUGAGGUUGGGCAUACGCCAGAAUGUUAACUAAGUAGAAAAAGACAUAAUGAGGUGCUCAAGAGUAUAUAAUUGUGCACAAAAGAAGAAAGACCCUGCUGUUUACCCCCCAAGGGUUAGAAAACCAACAUCUCACCAGGGACAUCAGCCAAGCUCACAUUAUAAACAACAUACAUGGCAUUCUCACCAUGCCUACUUUGGUAUAGCUUAUAAUUUAUAUGGAUGCACAUUUUGUAUAAAAGCUUUAUCAAAAUGUUGAAUGA